Molecule: messenger RNA, 1134 nt
Organism: Paralichthys olivaceus (Japanese flounder)
Lineage: Eukaryota; Metazoa; Chordata; Actinopteri; Pleuronectiformes; Paralichthyidae
Product: beta-crystallin A1-like
Biological process (GO): lens development in camera-type eye; visual perception
Molecular function (GO): structural constituent of eye lens
Source: RefSeq, a predicted model, not a curated record
CCCUGCGACACACAGCUCACCAGUUUAGGUACUACUGAAAAAGAGGAGAAAAUGGCUCUGACAAACCCCAUGCCCAUGGGCCCUUGGAAGAUCACCGUGUACGACCAGGAGCACUUCCAGGGAAGGCGUAUGGAGUUCACCGCCAGCUGCCAGAACAUCAUGGAGUGUGGGAUGGAGAACAUCCGCUCCCUGAAGGUCGAGUGUGGCGCCUGGGUGGGCUACGAGCACUCCAGCUUCUGCGGCCAGCAGUUUGUGCUGGAGAAGGGAGACUACCCUCGCAUUGAGGCCUACAGUGGCAGUAACUCCUACCGCAUUGAGAGGAUGAUCUCCUUCAGGCCCAUCUGCAGUGCUAACCACAAGGACUCCCGCAUGACCAUCUUCGAGAUGGAGAAUCUGACAGGCCGUCAGUUUGAGCUGUCUGACGACUACCCCUCCCUGCAGGCCAUGGGCUGGAUGAACAAAGAGGUUGCAUCCAUGCACAUUCAGAGUGGAGCAUUCGUGUGCUACCAGUACCCUGGAUACCGUGGCCACCAGUACAUCCUGGAGAGUGAUUUGCGUGGAGGCGAGUACAAGUGUUGCCGUGAGUUCGGCUCCCACGCCCAAACCCCCCAGAUCCAGUCCAUCAGGAGGAUCCAGCACUGAGAGGGAAGCGUGUCUUUUACUCUUCCUCAUCACCUCUUCAUCUUCCUUCUCCUCUCCCUCUACCUGAAAUUCCAUCCCUUGCUCCGUUCCUCCUCUCCCCCCCGACCUCCAUCUCUCCGGCUCCAGUGGUCCGACAAGUCAGAGCAGGAUUCCAAGCUGGUCUUCAGGUGCUUACUGAUGUCAGUUGUUCACAGCACUUUUUGUUUUUUGAAGAAACAUCACAAAAAGAAAGGAACAAUGUGAGAAAGACAGAAAAUCGGAAUGACAGAAAGAGGAAAUUGAACUAGCGUGCAAGCAAGGCCUCGUGUGCUGAGGUCGGCUGCUGAGCGGUGAAAAAACCUCAAAGCUUUUGCUCUUUUUCAUCUCGGCCAUUGAUGGCAUCAUCAUCAUUGUCACUGUCUUCUGCAUCAACACAACAACCAGUGAUACCUGUGAUAUCCAAGACUGCCUGUGUUCAAGACGAUGAAUAAAGAGAAUGAGCAAAGAAAGUGA